UCCUCGGUUUUUUGCACAUGCGUUGUGCAUUCCCUGUCGAAGAGUGUUGGUGGAGGGGGUGAAAUGGAGGCGGUCGAGGAAUUGAUGCCCCGGCUUUUGCCUGUGGAGGAUUGUGAUAUCUCGGAGGAUUUCGACCCUACUGUGCCGCCCAGAACACCCCAAGAGUAUUUAAAGCGGGUUCAGAUUGAAGCUGCAAAAUGUCCAGAUGUUGUUGUGGCCCAGAUAGACCCAAGAAAACUGAAAAAGAAACAGACAGUGAAUAUUUCACUCUCAGGAUGCCUCCCUGCCCCUGAAGGAUACUCACCAACUCUGAAAUGGCAACAACAACAAGUGGCUCACUUUUCAGCCAUUCGCCAGAGUGUGAACAAACACAGGGACCACUGGAAAUCCCAGCAUUUGGACAGUAACGUUACAAUGCCCAAACCAGAUGACGAAGAAGGCUGGAAAAAGUUUUGUCUGGGUGAAAAGUUGUAUUUAAAUACAGGUGUUCAAGUAUCCUGUGAUGAAAAUCAAGGAAUUGAUUAUGUACAGGUUGGCUUUCCUCCAUUGCUGAGCAUUGUUAGCAGAAUGAAUCAGGCAACAGUAACCAGUGUCUUGGAAUAUCUGAUAAACUGGUUUGCAGAGAAGGAAUUUACUUCAGAACUGGAUGCACCUUCCAUUAAAUUCCUGCAGGGCAGAUGGCUUUAUGCUCUGCUGGCCUGUCUUGAAAAGCCGUUGUUACCAGAGGCUCACUCCCUGAUUCGGCAGUUGGCCAGAAGAUGUUCUGAAGUGAGAGUCUUGGAGGAGAACAAGAAUGAAGAAAGAGUAUCUGCUCUGAACUUGUUAAUUUGUUUAGUUGGCAGGUAUUUUGACCAGCAUGACCUGGCUGAUGAGCCAGCUUGAUAAAGCAUGGAGAGCAAAGCAGCAUGGCCUCUCAUAAUAACUUUGGAGGAAUGCCAUGCAAUAAUCAACCAGCUCCUCUGUGACUUAAGGGUGAAGAACUGCAGCUGUGCCCUGCAUUCCCAUAAGACCUUGCUGAAGAGUAAUUCAAAACGAUUUUAGCAACAGUAGUGGACAGCUCAGCUUGGAAGAUAUCAACAGGGUGCCUAAACACUUCCUUGUAGACUCCUUUGCUGGUAAGCUGCGGUGAGCGCUAUAUCCAAAAUAUAAGCUCAUGCUGGUUAAACCAUGGAGUGAGACUAGUCGUUAAAAAAACUGCAGGUUUUUAAAAAAUCAGAUCUGUACAGAUUUCCCCUAUCCCCCAUCAAACAAUGUAAAAUUAUAUCUGACCUUUUUAAAAUUUACAAUAAAGUUUUUUUAAAGUCUUGAAUUGUAAA
Molecule: messenger RNA, 1316 nt
Organism: Heteronotia binoei (common prickly gecko)
Lineage: Eukaryota; Metazoa; Chordata; Lepidosauria; Squamata; Gekkonidae
Gene: GEMIN2
Product: gem nuclear organelle associated protein 2
Exons: 10
Coding region: 64-882 (272 amino acids)
Biological process (GO): spliceosomal complex assembly; spliceosomal snRNP assembly
Cellular component (GO): SMN complex; spliceosomal complex; nucleus
Source: RefSeq, a predicted model, not a curated record